AUGAUCAUGUUCGUGGACAGCUUCUCGCGGUGGAUGAAGCUGUACGGGAUGAGGCGCAAGUCGGACACCCUCGCCUUCGUCAAGAAGUUCCUCGCCGACAUGAGUGGCACCGGUGUCCCUCGCGCUUUCCGGAUGGACAACGGGGGGGAGUUCAUCGGACGCGACUUCAUCGCCUUCUGUGACAACGCCGGCAUCCGCCGUACGUACACGGCGCCGGGCACCCCGCAGCAGAAUGGUCCGGCGGAGAGUGCGAUCUGGCGCGUGAACAAGGCCGGCCACGCCGCUCGUCUCGAGGCACCCCGCCUGUUCCCCAAGAUCGACUUCACCCGCGUCCCCGGCUUCGGGCGCGAUGGCGAGCGACUCUGGCUAGAAUCGUGUCACUGGGCUGCCGGCGGCUUCAACCGUUCUCCGACCAAGGCAAACGUCGGGUACAAGUCGCCGCACGAGCUCUUCACCGGUCGCCCGCCACCGCUCCAGAUCGUCCCGUUCUUGCAGCCGGGGUAUAUGCGUGUGACGCGCGCGAGGAAGAUGGAUCCCCAGGCAGUGCUGUGCUGCUACCUCAACAACGGCGACAACCAUCACGAGUCGGCGGUCAAGGUCCUCAAGUUCGCGACGGGGCGCGUGUGCAUGACGAACAACGUCGUGUGGGUCUCCGACCGCGCGCCGUUGCUGACCCCGCCGCUGGAGCUGCCGGCGCCGGCGGACGAGGGGGGAGAUUCGAAUGUCGCCGCCGCACCGUUUCUAAUUGAGUAUAUUUCACCGCCUCUCUUACCCCCCUCACCGUAUGCCCGACCUCCCACUUCACCCGCUGCCAUACUCUCACAGGCGCCGCCGGCAACUUCCACACCACCAUCGCCGGCGGCGCCGUCUACCGCAGCCACACCACCGCCACCGGUCACCGCGCCGCCUGCAACGCCGCUCGCCGCCGCGCCACCGUUCACCACCACCGCGCCGCCUGCAACGCCGUUCGCCGCCGCGCCACCGUUCACCACCACCGCGCCGCCUGCAACGCCGUUCGCCGCCGCGCCACCGUUCACCACCACCGCGCCGCCUGCAACGCCGUUCGCCGCCGCGCCACCGUUCACCACUGCCGCCUCGCCUCCGGCCUCACCGUUCACCACCGCCGCUGCACCGUCAGUAAUACCGUCUCCCGCCGCCGUGCCGCCCGGUGCCGCGCCUUCCACCAACAUGCCGCCGCUCACUACGAGGACCAUCCGUGAACUGGACGUGGGGCGCGGCGACAUGAGGGUUUCUGGGCGCACGAGGGCAGCCGCUAAGGACCAGGGGGGGGGGCGUGCGUCGUCAAUGCCGCCCCUCUCUGCCAGGGCCAAUCGAGAGCUGGACUUGGGACGAGAGACGCGGGUGCCAGGGAGGUUGAGGGGUCGGCGGGUGCGUUUCCAGGAUGGGGGGGCCGAGCGGUCGACGUCACCUGGCGGGAGCGGCGACGCUCUCGCCCACCGCUUCGGUCUUGUUUCCCUGCAGGACAAGGCAACGCUCCUGUCGACUCUAACCACUCGCAGCAUCGUCGAUGGGGGGAGGAAGGAGAUCCCGAGUUCAGCCGGAGGACGUGAUGGAGCGGAGCCGGGGGGGCGAGAGCGGGGGGGCACAAAAACAGGCGGACUGCGUGAAGAAGUCCCAUUUGCGUGCGCCACCUUGCUUGCCUCCCGCGAGGACAUUGAUCGCGCGAUGAGGGAUUUAGAUCCCCCGGAAGUGGCACCGGACUUGCCACAGUGCUAUGCGAGCGACUUGCGCGUACCCAAAACGUAUAGGGAGGCUGUGUCCUCUCAACAUGCUGACUUGUGGAUACACUCUGUAGAGAAGGAGUUCAGAGGCCUGAUGGAGGCUGGUACCUUUGAGGAAGCGGAUACGUGUGUGUUUCGGUUGAUCGAGGAGGGAAGAGUCGUAGUGACUCUGGUAGUACAUGUGGAUGACAUAUUUUCGAUUGGAGAGGAGGAGAGGUGUGACCAAUUUGGUAGGGACCUCAACACCAUGGUACCGGUGAAGAAUCUUGGUGACUUGAGGUGGUACUCUGGAUGUUUUUAUGAGAGAGAUUGGGAUGCAGGGACUUUGAAGAUCUCGCAGCAGACGUACGCUGAAGAGUUGGGGAUGGAGUUUGGGGUAGAGUACGGGAAGGAAAUUCCUCUUCCUGUAGGGUUGAAGCUUUCAGAGUUUGACCAGGAUGAGGAAGUGGUAUCAUGGCCUUUUCGUGAGCUGAUAGGAUCAUUGAUGUGGCUGGCAACGCAAACGAGGCCAGAUAUCGCGAAUGCAGUAAGAGCGGUAGCACGGUACUGUGCUUCUCCCAAAGAAAUUCAUUGGAGAGCAGGUCUUGGUAUUUUGGGGUAUGUGGUAAGGACUAGUGACUUGGGGAUUGCAUUCAGGAGGGGUAGUGUAGCAGGGUUAAGCAUGGAGGUGUUCGCAGACGCAGACUAUACAAGCAAGGCUGCCGAUAGGAGGUCUGUGUCAGGAGGCUUGUUGAUGUGUGUGGGGGGGUGUAUUUCUUGGUUUUCAAGGACGCAGAAGUGCGUUACGUUGAGCACGACAGAGGCGGAGUAUGUCUCCCUUGCGGAUGUGAUGAAGGAAGUGUUGUUUCUGAGGCAGGUAUGGCGUUUCAUGUUGCCAGAAGCAGGUAUACCGUCGUGUAUUCCGGUGUUCGAGGAUAACCAGGGGGCUAUUCAGCUGGCGCAGAACCCGAUUAGCAACAGUAACUCGAAGCACAUCGACCUAAGGCACCACUUUAUCAGGGAACUGGUAGGCAGGAAGGAGAUUCCGAUUUUUCACGCGGAAUCAGCGCAUCAACAUGCUGACUUCCUCACGAAGGCACUUGGGAAAUUUUGAGUUUUAUCGUAAUUUCGUGAUGAGUGCGGAACAGGAACGGUAGAUUUGGAUUUAUUUGUAUUUAAUCAAAGAACUAGGGUGGCAUUGUUUUACAUUUUUGCCUAUGGUCUUCUCAAUGAAUGGCGCUCUGGGAUGGGGGGCACCUGGAUCGCUAUGAUUAUCGAAGAACUACAACUGGAAUGAUCGGGGAUGGAAAUAUGUUUCUAGCACAGAAGGGUAUUGUUGCAUAGUUGAGUUGUGUUUUGGAUUAUUUCCUUGUGUUUUGGAGUUACUGAAAGAUCAUGAAGACAUGGCAUAGCCACAAGCAGGGAGGCUGAUAGA
Molecule: messenger RNA, 3156 nt
Organism: Ectocarpus sp. CCAP 1310/34
Lineage: Eukaryota; Phaeophyceae; Ectocarpales; Ectocarpaceae
Source: the annotation of a GenBank genome assembly